AUGGAGCCGCCGCGGCCGCGCUACUGCGCCCCGUCCCCGCCGCCGGGUCGCGGCGGGCGGGAGAACAAGGGGCUCCGUCGGAAGGGCCCGCCGGGCACCGGUACCGCCGGGGGCCCCGAGGAGGCGGCGGACAGCAGGAAGCCCAAAUUCCACUUAAAUAUCAAGACACUGACAGAUGAUGUGUUGGAUAGAUUUGCCAGUAUAAGAAUUCCAAGAAGUAAAAAAGAAAGACCUCCUCUGCCACAUAUGAAGCAGUCACACUCUACAGAUUGGUCAUCCACACCCAUGGACCUGGAGGAUUUUGCUACAAAACCACUGUCAGAAAGGGAAAUCAUAGCACUGUUUGAAAAAAUGAUGGAGGAUAUGAAUUUAAAUGAAGACAAGAAGAUGCCGUUGAGAGAAAAAGAUUUUAAUACCAAAAAAGAAAUGGUGAUGCAAUAUAUUAGCACUGCUUCCAAGUCUGGAAGUCUCAAGAACAGUAGGAAGAUUUCUCCCCAAGAAUUUAUUCAGGAUUUAAAAUCUGGGUCAACGGAUGAAAGACUAGUCACUUGCUUAGAAUCUCUCCGUGUGUCCUUGACUAGUAAUCCUGUCAGCUGGGUUGUAAACUUUGGCCAAGAAGGUCUGGGAUUGCUGUUGGAUGUUUUGGAACGAUUGGUUGAGACAAAAAAUCAGGACAGACUUGUGAAAAGGAGUCAGCAUAAAGUUAUACAGUGUUUGAAAGCCUUCAUGAAUAAUAAGUACGGGUUGGAAAGAAUUUUGGGAGAAGAGAGGAGCCUUUUGUUGCUGGCCAAAGCAAUUGAUCCCAAGCAAACUAACAUGAUGACGGAUAUAGUUAAACUCUUAUCGGCAAUGUGCAUUGUUGGGGAGGAAAACAUCCUUGAAAAAAUAUUGGAAGCUGUAACAGCAGCAGCAGAGGAGAGGAAUGUUGAUAGAUUCUCUCCUAUUGUAGAAGGUCUUCAGGAUAAUUCAGUUCAGCUGCAAGUAGCUUGCAUGCAGCUCAUCAAUGCUCUUGUUACAUCUCCUGAUGACUUGGAUUUUAGGCUUCACAUCAGAAAUGAAUUUAUGCGCAGUGGAUUGAAAGAGUUAUUACCACAACUACGAUAUAUAAAGAAUGAAGCACUAGAUAUUCAGCUGAAAGUGUUCAAUGAGCAUAAAGAAGAAGACAUGAUUGAAUUCUCUCAUCGUUUAGAAGAUAUUAGAUCUGAACUAGAUGAAGUAAAUGAUGUUUACAACAUGGUGUGGAAUACAGUAAAGGACACUAGUGCUGAAGGAUAUUUUCUUUCUAUUCUCCAACAUCUUUUGCUGAUAAGAAAUGAUUAUUUUAUCCGUCCACAGUAUUUCAAAUUAAUUGAAGAGUGUGUAUCACAGAUAGUGUUACAUCGAAGUGGAACAGACCCAGAUUUCACGUAUCGUAAGAGAUUAGAUAUAAAUUUCAGCCACUUACUAGAUGUCUGUGUAGAUAGAGCAAGAUUAGAAGAAUGUGAAGAGAAGGCUUCUGAACUUUCCAGAAAAUUUGAAAAAGAUUUUGUAGUUCAUCAGGAGACCCAGGCCCUGCUUCAAAAAAAAGAGGAAAGAAUCAAUGAACUUGAAAAAGAAUUACAAGCUUUUAAAUCACAGUAUGGCUCUCUGCCACCUGGUUUUCUACCAUCAACUCAUGGAGAUGCAUCUGUUGUUCCACGGGAAGGUGCAGGACCACAUCAAUUUCCACCCCCUCCUCCUCCACCGCUGCCUUCUAAUGGAGCAAUUCCACCACCACCGCCUCCCCCUCCUCCUCCACCGCUUCUGAAUAGCUCGGGAGCUCCUCUGGGUUUUGGUGGUGCUCCUCCACCACCACCUCUGCCAGGCCUGCCUGGAAUACAGUGGUCCCCACCUUCAUGUGCUUUGCCAUUUGGAAUGAAGCCUAAAAAAGAAUUCAAACCUGAGGUUACCAUGAAAAGACUCAACUGGUCUAAGAUCAGACCUCAGGAGAUGACAGAAUCCUGUUUUUGGGUUAAGGCAGAAGAAGACAAGUAUGAGAAUGCUGACAUGCUUUGCAAAUUGGAACUUACAUUUUGUUGUCAAAAAAGAGUAAAAAGAGAGGAGGAGGAUUUUGAAGAAAAGAAAUCCAUUAAGAAACGCAUCAAAGAAUUAAAAGUUUUGGAUCCUAAGAUUGCACAGAAUCUGUCAAUUUUCCUUGGAUCUUUCCGAGUGCCUUAUGAAGAGAUCAAAAUAAUGAUAUUGGAAGUAGAUGAAACACAGCUCUCAGAGUCCAUGAUUCAGAAUUUAAUAAAACACCUCCCUGAACAAGAGCAAUUGAAUGCAUUGUCCAAGUUCAAGAACGAGUAUAACAAUUUGUCUGAGCCAGAGCAGUUUGGUGUUGUGAUGAGCAACGUGAAGAGACUACGGCCACGGCUCAGUGCUAUUCUUUUUAAGCUUCAGUUUGAGGAGCAGGUGAACAACAUCAAACCUGACAUCAUGGCUGUCAGUGCUGCCUGUGAAGAGAUAAAGAAGAGUAAAAGCUUUAGCAAGCUACUGGAACUAGUAUUGUUAAUGGGAAACUACAUGAAUGCAGGUUCUCGGAAUGCACAGACCUUUGGAUAUAAUCUCAGCUCGCUAUGUAAACUGAAAGACACAAAGUCAGCAGACCAGAAAACAACAUUGCUUCAUUUUCUUGUAGAAGUGUGUGAAGAAAGCUAUCAGGAUGUCCUGAACUUUGUUGAGGAUUUUCAGCAUUUGGAUAAAGCUAGUAAAGUCUCAGCAGAAAACCUGGAGAAGAGCCUCAAGCAUAUGGAGAGGCAGCUUCAACAGCUUGAGAAGGAUUUGCAGACUUUUCCAGUUCCUGAAGAUAAGCACGAUAAGUUUGUAGCAAAAAUGUCAAGCUUCCUAGUUCAUGCCAAAGAAGAUUUUCAGAAACUUUCACGGAUGCACGAGAAUAUGGAAAAACUCUAUCAGAAUGUGAUGGGGUAUUUUGCCAUUGACCUGAAGAAAGUUUCAGUGGAGGAGUUUUUAACGGACUUAAACAACUUCAGGAUGAUGUUCAUGCAAGCAGUAAAAGAAAAUAUGAGGAGAAGGGAAGCAGAAGAAAAACAGAGACGUGCUAAAAUAGCUAAGGAGAAGGCAGAAAAAGAAAAACUAGAGAGACAACAAAAGAAAAAACGCUUGUUAGAAAUGAAAACAGAAGGUGAGGAGACUGGAGUGAUGGAUAGCCUGUUGGAGGCCUUGCAGUCAGGUGCGGCUUUUCGAGACCGAAGGAAAAGGACACCAAGGUCCAGAGACACACCACAAAAUCUCAGUCCAACCACACAGCGGCCUGUGCUGAAAGCUUGUAACCAUGAGAACCAGAAAGGACAGCCAGAGAAGCCGUGUUCACACCACAGUAUCACUUUAAACUCAACAAGAAGCCCAGUCACCAAAGAAGUUACAUAUGAUGUGGAAACAAGUUCUAAGGUGUUGAACAGGGCUGUUGGGAGAAAGGAAUCCUGUCAUGGAGAAGGUGGCAAAGAGAAGAAAAUGGAUCGUAUCGGGUCCCCUCCUAAGGGAGAAGCCAUUCCAGAAGUAGAAGCUCUCUUGGCAAGACUGCGAGCACUAUAGAAUAAUCAUAUAAUGGAUUAAAUAAAAGUUAAAAACA
Molecule: messenger RNA, 3607 nt
Organism: Agelaius phoeniceus (red-winged blackbird)
Lineage: Eukaryota; Metazoa; Chordata; Aves; Passeriformes; Icteridae
Source: RefSeq, a predicted model, not a curated record